GGUGUGUAUGUGUGUGUGUGUGUUUUUUCCUCUCCCUGCAUCUCUUAUGGGAGCCGCGGAGGCAGAAGGACGAUAAAGAUGAUGGAGUUUAACGGCGCUGCGCAGAUCAGCACUCAGUGGAAACCUGCGCUGAACUACAGCAGCGCCGCCGCGUCCUCCACCACGUCCUCCAUCGCGUCCUCCCCACCCAGGACUAUCACUCAGCAGGUGUCAGAGAGCAGCUCACACACACAGGAGAGCGACAGCGACACGUUUCCGUCGUCCCAGUCGAAGCCCUCGGACGAGCAGCAGGAGUUCUCCAGCUCAGAAACACACGACGAGCAGGAUCUAAAGAGCGCUCACAGUCCCUACUCCAGAUUAAACAUUUACUCGUCUGAAGACAGCGAUGAAGACGUCUGCGCUUCCCGACUGAAGAAGUCGAAGAGCAUCUUGGACGAGUUAUUUACUGACGAGUCCAACGACUCAGCUUCUGACAGCGGUGAGGAUCUUCCUUCAAAACCGGGAGAUGAGAGCGAUGGAAGCAGCUCGGACAUCAGUGAGUGUCCUCGACCGAGCGCAAGCACUCACCGGCGGUCAAGGGUCGACGGCGUAGCCGUAAACAAGACGGAGAAAACCGAGGACGGGAGGAGAGUGUAUAACAAAAAACACUACUGCCUGUUUUGCUCAAAACCUUUCAGCAAGAUAGCGAGACAUUUAGAGGACAUUCACUCGAAGGAAGAGGAAGUCUCGAAAGCGUGCAGUUUCCCUAAAGGUUCCAAACAGAGGAGGAUGUAUCUAGAUGAGCUCCGCCUCAGAGGGAAUUACAUCCACAACAUAGCCGUGCUCAAAUCCGGAAAAGGCGACUUGAUCCCGUACAAGCGGCCGCGCGGGGAAAUGAAAGCGAGUGACUUCAUGCACUGCCCGCACUGCCAGGGCUUAUUCACCAAGAAAGUCCUGUGGAGGCACAUGAAGGUGUGCAAGCUGAGUCCCAAAGAUUACGUCCCCAAGCCCGGGAAGAACCGUGCACUGUCUCUGUGCGCGGCCACGCAGCCUAUUCCACGCAACAUCAGCCCGGAGCUCUGGAAGAUUUUAAGCGUCAUGGUCACGGACGAAAUCACGGAAGCUGUAAAAAACGACAGCUGCAUCAUCCAGAUGGCCGAACACUGGCUCCGGAAGAGCGGAGACUCUCCGAACGGUCAGUGCUUCAUCCGGCAGAAGUUACGGGAAUUAGGAAAGCUGCUGCUCAGCGGCCGGAAAGUGACGUCUCUGCGGAAACUGGAGGACUUUAUUGACCCGUACAACUGCAUGCAGGCGGUCGAGGCCGUGCGGCACGCGUGCGAAUACAACAGCGAGAAAAACACGUACAAAAUUCCGUCCCUCGCUAAAAAAAUGGCCAUUUGCUUGGCGCAGCUUAGUCGCCUCAUACGAACUAAAGUGGUGAUGCCAAAGAACGUGAAGCUGGCCCGAAAACUGCAGAACUUCCAAAAGAUCCACGAGGAACGUUGGAACGAUUUGCUUUGCGCGACGGUGUCGAGGAACUCCGAAGACGAGGAGGUAAAAUUUAAACCUCCGUUGCUCUUGCCGUUUACGGAAGAUGUUCAGAAGCUCCACGUGUUCCUCAACAAAGCGCAGGACGAGUUCACAGUGCGGUUAUCCGCCGAGUCGUCCACGAAACACUGGUCGGAUUUAGCCAAGGUUGCUUUGACCCAGAUUAUUUUGUUCAACCGGAGCCGGGAAGCUGAAGUGGUGAGCAUGACGGUGGACACGUUUCUUUCCCGGGACAACGCCGAUCCUGCCACGGACAUCGACUGGGCUCUGACUGAGGUCGAGAAGCAACUAUGUCGACAUUUUUACAAAAUCGUCAUCCGGCGAGAAGGAGCGCGUCCCAUUCCCAUCUUGUUGACUCUUAAAAUGCUGCGAGCCCUGCAGCUGCUAGUGGAAAAGCGAGAAUCCUGUGGCGUCAUGAAGGACAACACUUAUGUCUUCGCCCGGCCGUCGGCCUCGUCCCAUUUCAGGUGCUCGGACUGUGUUCGAGGCUUCUCAUUGAUUUGUGGAGCAAAGGAUCCUCAGUCGCUGACUUGCUGGAAAUUGCGGAAGCAGAUGGCGACACUGUCCACGGUGCUGAAUCUCGGAGACCCAGAAAUAAACCAGUUGGCCAGCUUCCUCGGGCACGAGCUGAUUAUCCAGGAUGAGUUUUACCCCCUGCAUGAACGGACACUACAGCUAGCGAAAGUGCACAAGGUGCUAACGGCAAUGGAGCAGGGACGGAUGAUGGAGUUUAUGGGCAAGAACUUCACAGACAUCGAUGUCCAACCUGAUGAGAAGGUUGAUCUAAGCAGCGAGAAAGUAAAGAGGAGCUGGGAAUGUUCAGGCGUGUUUCCCGGCACAUGUCCUGGGAAAAGUGUCGCCCAGAAGAAAAGGAAAACGUGGAGCGGUCCUGAAAUCCAGGCCGUGGAAAAGCACAUGAAGGAUUACAUCACUUCCUGUCGAGUCCCGGGCAAAGCGGCGUGCGAGAACUGCUUAAGCGCCGAACCUUUAACGCUCAAAAAGAGAGACUGGCAGAGCGUCAAGUUCUACAUCUACAACCGCAUCAUGGCGCAGAAGAGAGACGCCAGUCACAAAGUCUGAAGAGUUUCACAUUGUUACUUAAAAAUGUAACAAAAACACAAACAAGUGUAGCAUUAAAAUAAAAAUGUGAUAACUGUUUAAAUCUGUAUGUUACAUCAUCACGCAACACCGCGGGAAAGUGUUUUAGCCGAUUGAACUCCACAGCGUUUGUAGCUACACACACACACACAUUCACUCAAUCUUUGUAACUGACGUCAGAUCUUCAGUAGAUAUUUUGAUAAUUUUUAACAAUCUAGGACAUUGUCCUAUAAACUAUAUACAGUACUGUGCAAAAGUCUUGAUCCCCCCUUAGGCUGCAAAGAGCCUAAAGUUACAGUUUAAAAACUGCUUGUUUAUGUAACGUCGUUCAGGAAGCCGCAAGAACCGUUCAUCUAAGAAAGUCUAGAGUUUUGGAAGAAAUGUAUGUAGAAAUGUGUUAGGGAGCCAAGACUUCUGCACAAGACUGUAUAUCUCUUCUGAGGUCAGCACAUGAAUGGCAGAUCGGGCCUUUAUUCUCAGAUUGGAUUAGCAGAGUGAGCUAACUGUACUAGUGAUGAUAAACUUUUAAACUUACUGACUCCUAAGUGGUGCAGCAGAGCUCACGAUGAUGUCAUACACACAACCUCCCUUAUGGGGUAGUCUUAAUACCCCCAUCUUACCUAUGUAAGUUUUGGCGCUGUGAUUACGUUUCCAUCUUUCCAUGCGAAAAAUUGCGUUCCUCGCGGAAGCUCGCGGAUAUUGCAAAGCUUUGCAAAACAACGGUGAGAAAUUACGGCGGCUCACGGUGCCCAACAACACAUCUCACUGCGAGUCAAACAUCAUAGGUGAGAUAGGGGUAUAAGGGCGGGGUGGAAUACUUGCACUCCAACAUCACUCCUAGCGGCUCUGGCCAAUCGUGUGUCUGAGCUCAUGCAGAAAUUUUAAGGUGGAAGUGGGCGGAUAGAUGUUUCCUCUGAGUGCCAGGAUGCUGCCACUUCCCUUUGACUGCAUCAUACCGCCCCCUGCUGGACUUUUUCCUUUCCUCUCACCAUCUCUUUACCAGUCACGUCUCAGCUUCGGACGGCAGAAAAAAGGGAAACAAAUAUAGAGGACAGAAUAAAACCAGAAAAUAUUACAUCGCUGAUAUUCCAGUGUUGUAAAUAAAUAAAUAAACGUGUGUUCCUCAUGUGAUGUCAAGUCACACAAGCAGCUCAUAUUCAAACUGAUCUGUCCCGGACUAUAUUUUGUCUCCAUUACUGGGAAUAAUAAGUGAAAAUAAGAACUGCAGUCUUGUAUCUUUCCUGUAGGUCUCACGUUGUCUGUCUUUGUCUCAUUAUUAUUAUUAUUAUUAUUAUUGAUUUACAGAUUAGAGGUUAAAACCGCAAACUAUUUUUAGACCUAAACCUACGAUUGUUGCAUUUCUAUACAGCUCUGUUCUCAGAUUUCUUAUGAUUUUGUGGAUGAAGUAAAUAAGACUGUAGCGUUUAACUCGACUACGUAACGUAGCAGACCAUCACCCUGGUAUCAGAUUUGUGUCCCGAUUAGUUGUAGCUGUGGCUGUACGUGUGGAUGUGAUGGAGCUUCUUCACUUUUUAUUAUGGUAUAAUCACACCGCAUUAAAAUUCGACACUGUGUUGUGGACUGCAUGAUUUCUGUUUCUUUACAGAACGCCGCCAUGUUCUGCUUUUUAUUAAUAAACACAAUGAAUACUCUUC
Molecule: messenger RNA, 4280 nt
Organism: Clarias gariepinus (North African catfish)
Lineage: Eukaryota; Metazoa; Chordata; Actinopteri; Siluriformes; Clariidae
Exons: 7
Coding region: 79-2607 (842 amino acids)
Source: RefSeq, a predicted model, not a curated record